AUGGAUAUCAAGCAUCGCACUCAUUUUCUCCAUUUGAGAAACUUCACAUAUUUUUCCUUCUUCUCUGAGCUGCGCCACUCCGAUCAUGUUGCCACCACUAUUGUCGAGACAUUGGUUAUCUCCACUAUCUUUAUGAUCUCAGUGGCAGCCAAUGCAGGAGCAGCAGCCCUGGUUACCUGGGAACGCAGACUGCUGGCCAGCAAGACCAUCCUGACCCUCAACUUGUUUGUGGCCGACCUGCUUUUUGUCAGCAUGAUCCCACUGAUUGUGGCAGUACGGUGGACUGUAUCCUGGACACUAGGGUAUGCAGCCUGUCACACUGUACUGUAUGUCGUCUGUAUGAGUGGCUGUGUUACCAUCACUACACUGGCCUCCAUCAGUGUGGAGAGAGUCCAGGCUAUCCUUCAGCUGCAGACUGUCCCCACUCUGAACCCCAGGAUGGUGACGGCCACCCUCACCUUCAUCUGGGCCUUUUCUGCACUCACUUGCAUUCCUCUCAGUCUGUUCUUCACAGUGAUGGAAGUGGAUUUCACUGAGAAGGAACGUGUACACAUCUGUACCCUCAAGUGGCCUGACACAACUGGAGAGAUUGUGUGGAAUGUAGCCUUUACGGCUCUGUGCUUCCUUCUGCCAGGACUCACCAUUGUGGCCAGUUACAGCAAAAUAUUACAGAUUGCUAAAAGCUGUAAACGAAGGCUUCAACACAGAGACAGUAACUCCCCUGUUGGAGACUCAAUUGAGUACCAAGUCUCCCGCCAGGAUAUUAGGCUGUUCCGCACUCUGCUGGUCCUUGUGCUCUCUUUCUUAAUAAUGUGGAGUCCUAUUUUCAUCAUCACCUUCUUCAUAUUGGCAAGAAACUUCCUGGGCCACCUGCAGGUCUCCUCUACAACGUUCUUCUGGGUCGUAACAUUCACACUGGCCAACUCAGCCCUCAAUCCCAUCCUCUACUCUGUUUGCCAGUUCAAAAACAGCUGGCGCAGGCUCUGCUGUGGCUCAGUUGUCACUCCGCUGAGAAAAGGGCCUCAAGCCAGCCCUCGGGCACAAGGGGUGCAUCCAUGA
Molecule: messenger RNA, 1059 nt
Organism: Scomber japonicus (chub mackerel)
Lineage: Eukaryota; Metazoa; Chordata; Actinopteri; Scombriformes; Scombridae
Product: free fatty acid receptor 4-like
Exons: 3
Coding region: 1-1059 (352 amino acids)
Biological process (GO): G protein-coupled receptor signaling pathway
Cellular component (GO): membrane
Molecular function (GO): peptide binding; G protein-coupled receptor activity
Source: RefSeq, a predicted model, not a curated record